Messenger RNA from Colletotrichum navitas, 4092 nucleotides. Its product is annotated as phospholipid-translocating P-type ATPase. Gene Ontology annotation, molecular function: magnesium ion binding; ATP binding; ATPase-coupled intramembrane lipid carrier activity. Bases 1 to 4092 code for a protein of 1363 amino acids. Gene Ontology annotation, cellular component: plasma membrane. The transcript has 3 exons. Gene Ontology annotation, biological process: endocytic recycling; phospholipid translocation; post-Golgi vesicle-mediated transport. The record is from RefSeq and is a predicted model, not a curated record. Lineage: Eukaryota; Fungi; Ascomycota; Sordariomycetes; Glomerellales; Glomerellaceae.
AUGGCUGGACGUCUGACGGGAGGCCCUCCUGGAGGUCCUUCCAAUAAUGACCUGCUUCUAGAUCUCGACAACGACCAACCCGUCUACAACGGUGGACAGCGAUCCGCCGUAACCGACGACGACCUGUCGCGCUACGACCAAGGGCGUCCCUCCGUCUCUUAUGACGAUUUCGUUGGCGGCGGCGGCGGUGGUGGAAGAGGAGCAGGAGGCGGCAACCACCCUCAGCAAUCUUCAGCACCGAGGCCGCUACCUGGAGGUCCCACGUCGCCCGGCGGCAAUUCAUCCUCCGGCCCCUACAUGCAGAGACACUACAGCCAAACAUCAGAACUGAACAAUUACCAACGGUACGCCGACGACUUCGACGACUACUCGGCCGAGGGCGAAUCAUAUUACCAGCAGGGAGGUGCUGCGGGAAGCGCCAACAAUGUGAGAGACUCGUCAGGAAGGGAAAAUGCCCGGAACCGUAAUAGCGUUCUCAGCCUGGGCGGGGGCUUCUUUGGCCGCAUGAAGAACAAAAUGGGCAUGGGCGAAGGGUAUUCGGAGAUGGACUUGCCCUUGACGGAGGCGGGCGGCAACGGAUGCGCAGACCCGGGCGUCGGCGCGCAUGCGAAACAGAGCAGGAAGAUGGACAUGGGCAACUUCAAAUUUGGCUUCGGUCGAAGCAAGCCGGACCCCUCGACUCUAGGCCCGCGAAUAAUCCACCUGAACAACCCGCCGGCGAACGCGGCGAACAAGUACGUCGAUAACCACGUCUCGACGGCCAAGUACAACGUUGCAACCUUCCUCCCGAAAUUUCUCUUUGAGCAGUUUUCAAAGUUUGCCAAUGUCUUUUUCUUAUUCACGGCGGCGCUGCAACAAAUCCCCAACCUCUCGCCUACCAACAGAUACACCACGAUUAUCCCGCUCUUCAUUGUGAUGCUGGUCUCCGCAGGAAAGGAGCUGGUGGAGGACUACCGCAGAAAGCAGGCCGACCACCAGCUGAAUACGUCCAAGGCCCGCGUCCUGCGCGGCACCACAUUCCAGGAGACGAAAUGGAUCAACGUCUCCGUCGGAGACAUCGUCCGCGUCGAAUCCGAGGAGCCCUUCCCGGCCGACCUGGUGCUCCUCGCGAGUUCCGAGCCCGAAGGCCUGUGCUACAUCGAAACAGCCAACCUCGACGGAGAGACCAAUUUGAAGAUCAAGCAGGCCUUGCCAGAGACCUGCACGAUGGUCAGCUCCAGCGACAUAAGCAGGCUCGGCGGCAGAAUCAAGUCCGAACAGCCCAACAGCAGUCUCUACACGUACGAGGCCACCUUGACGAUGCAGGCAGGAGGGGGCGAGAAGGAAGUGGCCUUGAACCCCGAGCAGCUCCUGCUUCGUGGUGCUACCCUGCGCAACACUCCGUGGAUCCACGGUGCGGUCGUCUUCACCGGACACGAGACAAAGCUCAUGCGAAACGCCACUGCCACGCCCAUCAAGCGCACAAAGGUCGAAAAGAAGCUGAACGUCCUGGUUCUGGUCCUCGUCGGCAUCCUCCUUGUCCUGAGCGUCAUCUGUACGGUAGGUGAUCUUGUUCAGCGCAAGGUUGAGGGUGACGCCAUUUCGUACCUGCUACUCGACUCGACCGGUUCUGCCAACAACAUCAUCAGGACCUUCUUCAAAGACAUGGUCACGUACUGGGUUCUCUUCUCGUCGCUUGUGCCCAUCUCGCUCUUCGUCACCCUGGAAAUGGUCAAGUACUGGCACGGCAUUCUCAUCAACGACGAUCUCGACAUCUACUAUGACCGGACGGAUACCCCGGCCAACUGCAGAACGUCCAGUUUGGUGGAGGAGCUCGGUAUGGUCGAAUAUGUCUUUUCCGACAAGACUGGCACCUUGACCUGCAACAUGAUGGAGUUCAAGCAGGCCUCGAUCGGCGGCAUCCAGUAUGCCGAGGACGUGCCGGAGGACCUCAGGGCGACCAUCCAGGACGGCGUAGAGGUUGGAAUUCACGACUACAAGCGACUGGCCGAGAACCUCAAGAGCCACGAGACGGCUCCCGUAAUCGACCACUUCCUGGCCCUGCUGGCUACCUGCCACACCGUCAUUCCCGAGAGAAGCGAUGAGAAGGGCGGCAAGAUCAAGUACCAAGCUGCCUCGCCCGAUGAAGGUGCCCUUGUCGAGGGCGCCGCCCAGCUCGGCUACGUCUUCACCGAUCGCAAACCGAGGUCCGUGUUCAUCGAGGCAGGAGGACGCGAGCUCGAGUACGAGCUCCUGGCCGUAUGUGAAUUCAACUCUACCAGGAAGCGUAUGUCGACCAUCUACCGAUGCCCCGAUGGUAAAGUCCGCGUCUACUGCAAGGGUGCCGAUACUGUCAUCCUUGAGCGCCUGAACGACCAGAACCCGCACGUCGAAGCCACCCUGCGCCACCUGGAAGAGUACGCCUCCGAGGGGCUCCGCACGCUCUGCCUCGCGAUGCGCGAAGUUCCCGAACAAGAGUUUCAGGAAUGGUUCCAGAUCUUCGAAAAGGCCAGCACCACCGUUGGCGGCACCCGUGGAGAGGAGCUGGACAAGGCCGCCGAGAUCAUUGAGCGCGACUUCUACCUUCUCGGAGCGACCGCCAUCGAGGACCGUCUCCAGGACGGUGUUCCAGAGACCAUACAUACUCUCCAGCAGGCAAGCAUCAAGGUGUGGGUGUUGACGGGUGAUCGCCAAGAGACCGCCAUCAACAUCGGCAUGAGCUGCAAGCUGCUGAGCGAAGAUAUGAUGCUUCUGAUUGUCAACGAGGAGAGCGCGGAAGCGACGCGCGACAACAUCCAGAAGAAACUCGACGCCAUACGGACUCAAGGCGACGGCACGAUCGAAACGGAAACCCUGGCUCUCAUCAUCGAUGGCAAGUCCCUGACCUACGCCUUGGAAAAGGACCUCGAAAAGCAGUUCCUCGACCUGGCCAUCAUGUGCAAGGCCGUCAUCUGCUGCCGUGUCUCCCCCCUGCAGAAGGCUCUCGUCGUCAAGCUGGUCAAGAAGUACCAGAAGGAGUCCAUUUUGCUCGCCAUCGGUGACGGCGCGAACGACGUCUCCAUGAUUCAGGCCGCCCACAUCGGUGUCGGCAUCAGCGGCAUGGAGGGUCUUCAGGCCGCCCGAAGCGCCGACGUCUCCAUCGGCCAGUUCCGGUAUCUCAGGAAGCUGCUAUUGGUGCACGGCGCUUGGAGCUACCAGCGCGUUGCCAAGACCAUUCUCUUCUCCUUCUACAAGAACAUCACGUUGUACAUGACGCAGUUCUGGUACACCUUCCAAAACGUCUUCUCUGGGGCGGUCAUUUACGAGUCAUGGACGCUGUCCUUCUACAACGUCUUUUACACCGUUUUGCCUCCCCUCGCCCUGGGCAUCCUCGACCAGUUCAUCUCGGCAAGGCUUCUCGACCGCUACCCGCAGCUGUACACCAUGGGCCAGCAGAAUCAGUUCUUCAAGCUCAAGAUUUUCGCCGAGUGGGUUGCCAACGCCGUCUACCACUCCAUCAUCCUCUACGUCUUCUCGGAGCUCAUCUGGCACGGCGACCUGAUCCUGGGCGACGGGGAAAUCGCCGGCCACUGGGUUUGGGGCACGGCGCUCUACGCUGCUGUCCUUCUCACCGUCCUUGGCAAGGCGGCCCUGAUCACGAACAACUGGACCAAGUACCACGUCAUCGCCAUUCCCGGCAGUAUGCUCUUCUGGUGGGGCUUCAUCGCCCUUUACGGUACCGUCGCGCCCAUGAUUCCCUUCUCGGCCGAGUACCACGGUGUUAUCCCCAAAUUGUACAGCAGCCCCGUUUUCUGGUUGCAGACGAUCUCGCUGGCGGUCAUGUGUCUCCUGCGAGACAUUGCAUGGAAGUUCGCCAAACGCAUGUACAUGCCGCAGACGUACCACCACAUUCAGGAGAUCCAGAAGUACAACAUUCAAGAUUACAGACCAAGAAUGGAGCAAUUCCAAAAGGCGAUUCGCAAGGUGCGCCAAGUCCAGCGCAUGCGCAAGCAGCGCGGCUACGCGUUCUCCCAGGCAGACGAGAGCCAGACAAGGGUGCUUCAGGCAUACGACACUACCCAACACCGUGGGCGGUACGGCGAGAUGGCCAGCUCGAGACCUCUAAGCAGAUAG